Trypanosoma rangeli is the source of this 2874-nucleotide messenger RNA. RefSeq names its product putative mismatch repair protein MSH2. Gene Ontology annotation, biological process: mismatch repair. Gene Ontology annotation, molecular function: mismatched DNA binding; ATP-dependent DNA damage sensor activity; ATP binding. The record is from RefSeq and is a predicted model, not a curated record. The transcript has a single exon. Gene Ontology annotation, cellular component: nucleus; MutSalpha complex. Lineage: Eukaryota; Euglenozoa; Kinetoplastea; Trypanosomatida; Trypanosomatidae. Bases 1 to 2874 code for a protein of 957 amino acids.
AUGAGUGAUGAACGGGAUGCGUCCGUAGUGCAGGCGUUUACGGCUGCAGGUGGUGAUGACAAGGCGUGCAUCCACAUCUUUGCGCGGAGCGGUUCAACGCCGGGGUGCUACGUGCUGGGCUCGUGGGCUGGCUUCAUUGCGCGGGAGUAUAUCCGGUCCACUGCGGUGCUGAAGAACUGGGGCGGCGUGGAGGUGGUGGUGAUGAACGACAGCAUCGCGAAGGAGGUCAUCCGUGACAGCCUUCUGCUGCGGGGGGUCUCCGUGAAGUAUUACGAACGACAACCCGGUGGUGGUGGGGCCUACAUAUGCGUGCAGCGUGGCUCACCUGGGAACAUUACCGACUUUGAGGCGACACUUUUUUCUUUUGAAGAGGCGGAUAUUCAGUUGAUGGCGACGGGGGCAAUUGUUCUCGAAAAAAAUAGCUCCAGUAGCAGCAACUCGAGUAAGUGCAUGCUGUCAGGCGGGCAGGGCGUUCGGGUGGGAUUCGCCGCAUUAAACACAACACUCCGGACCCUUACGUACGCGGAGUACCUCGACACACUGCAGCUAACCAGUCUGGAUGCGCUGGUGGCGCAGUGCAACCUGAAGGAGCUCAUCUAUUUGAACAGGGGUAGAGGCAGCGGUGUUGGCAGGGAAGACGGGGCUGCAGCGACUGUCAUCGACAGUGGACACGAAGAAGAGUCACUACAGGCGGUAAAACAGUUGUGCGAACGCGCGAAUGUCGCGUACCGUGAAUGGAGGCACAACGGCGCUGUCUUCUCGCAAGAUCCUUUGCAGAAGCAGGGACGGUUGGAAGGUAAUGUGGUAAAAGGCAAUUUUCUCAGCGCCCUUGACGAUAUCCUUCGUGUGCCAGAGAGUAGGCUUGCCCUUUCUAACUGUCCAUUGGCAUCCCGGGCGGUUGAGCAUCUUGUAUUAAAUAACAUUGAUGCCUUUGACACGACAAAUCAUCGUGCCUUUUACCUAAAACACACAGUGCCAUCUACCUUUAUGAAGCUGGACACCGCAGCAAUACAAGCGUUGCACAUCAUACAUCAGAAGCCAGAAGCACGUGGUUCCCUUCCCACUUCUGUUUAUUCGUGGCUGAACCGCUGCGUCACUGGCAUGGGAUCUCGGAUGAUGCGACAGUGGUUACUUCAACCACUACGCAAUGUGGAGGACAUCGAUCAACGUCUGUCACUCGUAGAGAUGAUGGUGGAAAAUCCCAUUUUGCGAGAUGCUCUUCUUUCGCAGGUGCUGCGACGUUGUGGAGACAUGGAUCGGCUGAACCGCAAGCUUCAACGUCACAGCAUUGCUUUAAAAGACAUUCAGUCUAUUCUAACGUUUGUAAACACCAUUCCACAGGCGGUGCAGGUGUUGAGGAGUCACCACACUGGCCGAAGCGGAAGGUUGCUGAUGGAUGAAUACGUCGCACCACUAGAAGACAUUAACGAUAAUUUCAGAAACCUCCGUACCCUUAUCACAGCUACUGUUGAUCUAUCGGAUGAAAACACCGCCCGUAUUAAUCCUGAAUUUGAUGACGAACUAAUAGAGUUGGAGGAGCAGCGGAAAAGCGUGGUCAAGGACAUUAACAAGGAACACGAGCGCGCGAUGAAGAAGUAUGGAUGGACAGAAAAACAAUUAAAGUGUGAAUACCAUACAACGUACGGGUAUGUUUUUCGUGUCUCCCGCAAGGAGGAUCAACAGGUGCGCACAAGCAAGGAACUUAUCACGGUAAGUACUUCCAAGGAUGGUGUGCGUUUUGUUUCCGAGCGGCUGUCCUCGCUUAGUGAGCAACACAAAGGCAUUCGGAAAGCCUACGAUGCCCGCCAGCAGGAUCUUAAACAAAAGCUUGUAAGUACUGUGGUGACGUACCUGCCACUCCUUGAUGAUGCAAAGGAGUUAAUUGCGGCGCUGGAUGUUUUUGUGGCCUGGGCAACUGUGGUGAAGGACUCUCCACAUCCAAUGGUUCGUCCAACGAUCCGGUCACCUAUGACAGCAGCGGAGGAAGGGAGCAACGGAAGCCUCAUCACGAUUGUAAACGUUCGUCACCCGCUUGUUGAACUUCGUCAGCCAAGAUAUGUCCCAAAUACGGUACGACUCACUGACAAUGCGAACGCGCUUAUUAUAACGGGACCAAACAUGGGUGGCAAAUCCACUUUUAUGCGGAGCGUGGGGAUAGCUGUUGUGCUUGCACAGGCUGGCUGCUUUGUACCGGCCGAUUUGGCGGAUAUUGUUACAAGGGACGCUGUCAUGUGUCGCGUUGGUGCUACGGAUCACCUUGCACAAGGGGUGUCGACGUUUAUGGUGGAGAUGUUGGAGUCGGCUGCCAUUUUAGCCGCCGCUACGCGGGAGUCUCUCGCCAUUGUGGAUGAAAUUGGCCGUGGAACGUCUACCUACGAUGGUUUUGGCUUGGCCUGGGCAAUUGCACAGGAAGUGGCAGUUAAUGCUCGAUCCGCACUCCUCUUUUCCACCCAUUUUCACGAGAUGACGCAGCUAGCAGGGCUCCACACAAACGUGAGGAAUGUGCACUUUGGUGCUGAUGUCAACACAGUCGAAGGGACACUACGCUUCUCUUAUCAUCUGGAGCCUGGGCCGUGUGGUCGCAGUUAUGGCUUGUAUGUUGCCCAGCUCGCCAACCUUCCAGAGGAAGUUGUGCAAUCCGCCAAGUGUAAGGCGGCAGAGUUGGAAACCUUUGAGCAGGAUGAAGGACAAAAGCGAGCCCACACACUUCUCUCCUCUGCCUCCCCAGAAGUUAGUGAGCGGGUUGCCUACUAUGCGAAAUGCAUACGUGACGUAAAUGAUACUAACUCAGAUGCGGCAGAUGAGGAAGCGAGGAAGCGGCUCCGUCUUGAAAUCCAGCAGGAUUCUCUCGUAGCAUCUCUUCUUCAAGUGUAA